Molecule: messenger RNA, 5661 nt
Organism: Trichobilharzia regenti
Lineage: Eukaryota; Metazoa; Platyhelminthes; Trematoda; Strigeidida; Schistosomatidae
Source: the annotation of a GenBank genome assembly
GUCUUAAGUAUUUUUCAACACAAGUUUGCUACGUCGCUCUCUUGAUUUUUCUGGUUGCUCAAAAUGGUUGAAAUAUUGCACCGUAAUCCUGCUAGCAGAGAACUUUUAGACAGAUUGGAUGACCAUGCAGACUGGGUAAUUAUUAUAUGAUAAACAACGGUUGAGAUAUCAUCAUUAUUAAUACUCUUAACGUUCACCAUAGUGAUUCCAUAGAAUCAUUCUUUGUUGUCCUUCAGGUGUUAUAAACUUUACGGCUUACAUGUAAAAUUAGUCUUUUAUAGAUGCCUGUGUAUUCUAUUUAUAACAUGCAGAUCCUUAGUUAUUUUUUUUGAGCAUUCACCAUGUGUGAAGCACAGUCAACAUCAUUUGUAGAGCAGUACUGGCUACUAAGUAGCCAAAUUUGGCUCAACGGUCAAGUCGUAUUGGAGCGAUACAAUAAAAAAAUAAUGACACAAAUAUACGAAUCUUUGCACAUAAUUUAAUAAACUUUUCAAGAAAUACAGACUAUAAAACGAAGUUAGUAGUCAGAUGAUUGGCUGCGUAAUUUUCAAACGUCUGUCCCUUUUCGGCUGUUUCUACUUCUUAUGUUUACUAAAUUUUUCAAAAGGUUCACCAUUCUUCACCUAGUUGUUGUCAUCACAUACAUAUUUGGUCAUUGCUUAUGUCUCUUUAUGUUACUUGGAAUUGUGCUAAUUUGGACUGAUUCACUUCUGUGCUAAGUCUUAAGUUGAUACGUUAGUUACUGAAUUCAUCAUCCUAGUACUAAUACUCAUGAGAAGGAGUAGCUAACACCAUUCGUGAGUAGUAAGCAACUUAGCUGGAGCUCAGUUGUACUAAAAAGACUUUCCAUGUGCCUGGCCAUGAGACACUUGUUGUGAGGGUUAGUUAGACAUCUUAGAUUGGAUGGAGUGGAAUUGUAAGUCGGUAUUUACUGUAUUAAAGUCAAGUACUAAAGUCAGUCAGCCACAUCUACAGAUAGAUGUCUAUAUAGAUCCUAGCAUUAUUUCACAGUAUCGAAGUUGUCAUGAUUGACGUAUACACAUUACAUUUACAGUUGUACAAUAACCUUAUUUUUUGCGGACAAAAGUUUAAGUGGAGGAAAUAGCAUUUGACUCUAUAAUUUAUUUCGUAGAAUUGAAUAGAUGUAUGUGUACGUAUGCAUAAAAUAGAGGUUUUAUAUAUUAUGGCGAGUCUCUUGCAACAGAUGUAUGCAUGUAGAAGAAUUGGAAAUGUAUACUAAUUCGUUUUCGUUAGGUUUUAUUACCUGAAGACAGACUCAUGUUACAUUCAACUCUUAGACUAGUAACAAUUAAUGUAAAUAGUCUUUAACUUGUUGGUAAGGCCGAAAUUCCGUAUAUUUGCAUACGUUUACUAAUCUCAUUUAAAAUCCCAAAUAUCAUAACUUUCUAAUUAAUUUGUUUCUCGAAUCUAUUUGUUGCUCAAAGUUAUCAUCCUCAUGUUAAUUUCCACUUUUUAUGCUGUUUUGCUCCGUGAUUGUAAUUUAUUUUUGUCUGUGUGUUCAGUACAUGCACAGUUAGACAGCAGUAGAUGUAAUUUCUCAUCGAAUGGUGCAUUUGACUCGUUAGCAAUUUUAAAAUAACUUCAGGUUCUUUUACAGUGACUUAACCGCCCAUCUGUCGUCUCGUAAGUAGAAUGCAUGAGUUAUGAAGUAUGUGGGGAAUGAUGGACUGUCUGCAAGAUUAGGAGGAAUUAGCAGUUAAGAAUUCUAAUUGACUUAGUAACACUUGUAGACGUAGUCAGUUUACUAUAUUCAAAACAUUUUGUUACUAUCUCUCUCUUAUAUAUGCCCCUCUUCUCAACUUCGAUGUUAUUUAUUUUCCUACUAUUCUAUUCUGCAUCUGUUGCUGUUGUGUCUAUCAGUGCAUUGUGUCUCAAUUUAGACCUAUGCACAGGUUUGCUCCUUUCUUGCAUAAACUUUUUCGUACUGCUAUAUCAUACCUUUUAGCAAUUCAAAAAACCGUACUUGUGUGUUAUUGGCUUGCUGACUUAGGAUUUUUGAUUUUAACCGAAUGAUUUUUUUUCUCAUCACCUAUCUUACGCCAACUCUUACAUGCUUACCCUUUUGGUAAAUGAUAUGGUACGCUCAAAGUUAGGUGGAUAGCAGUUACUUUUAACGCCAUCAUGUAGCUGCUCGUUCAUAGCCUCUGUCAAGCGAUUCUUGUUGAUUAUUUUCACAUGAUGUGGCUAUUCUUACGAAAUGAAAGGACCCCGAUAUGAAUGUGCAAUUCUCAUCAUCAAAUUAAUAUAUAGGGAGUAGGCGUAAAACUCUGCAUACAAGUAAAUAGUAAAAUGGGGAUCCGAUUAAAAGAGUUGACUUUGAAAACUGGUUUGGUCACUAGGACCCGUAGGCGUAUAUCUAUUGAUGUUACUGUACUGUCUUAUCGAUUAGAAUUCAAAUCAAAACUUAAAGCAGUGGUCCUAUCUGUUUUAAUCAUAAUAUUAGAUGAUACUGUUUUAUUUGUUUCAUGAAAAAUGCCAGCCAGGACAUUGGAGGGCAAAGAACAAGAAGUUCAGCAGAAAUAUCCUUUCAGUGAUUUCAUUCAUUUAUUCUACUCAUUUUUUCGUGUCGAUGGCGUAUCAAAUCUGUAAAUAAAUAAAUUAACAGACAAUAACAGCUUAUUCGAAGAUGUCAUCUUGGUGGCUGUAAUAGCAACUGAGGAAAAAGUGAAGGUUGAUCAAACUAAAACCCGUCCAUAGAGUCAUUAACUAUUUAUCUGCAUCUUAUGACAAAGUGCAGGUGAUUUGGCUUGAUUCUGUGUGGCUACCGAAAUGUGGAUUUGAACGUGAGAUGUACUGGUUACAAGUGAAAUUCUUAAGCCAGUGACCUACAUAUCUACUCGUAUUUUAUGUGAUUAUAAUAGGUAUGGUAACUGCGUCCUUAUAUUAAUAGUGUCUGUCUAAGCAGUCGAAUAUCAUAUUCAAGUGAUAAAGAAAAUAUCUAUGGUUGAAAGUAUGAUUGUUAAGACAUUAUUUGGAUUACAGUGUUCAGUAACAUUCCUUUAGUCCUUCUUUGUGUGAUUCGUGGUAGUAAUCGCUAACUGACAUUGAUAAAAAUAACUAGGAGUAUUGUCGUGAAAAGUGUUCAAGAUACUGUCUUCAGCUCAGAGAACAAACACUUCUACGUGAAUAUUACUGAUUUGUCAACUAUUAGAGUUAUACUAAUAAACAACUUGUUUUUCAUUUUUGUAGGUAUUUAUACAAAUUUCUGUAGAAAAUUUACAUUUUGAUUCCCAGUUAUAAUGUGAUGAGUACCCUUGACGUCAGGCGUUAGGUAAGGAAGGGGAGUCAGUAGAUGAGGUUGUGAAGCUCUGUCGAUUGAGACAAUGGCCAGGAUAUGUGUUACGCAUUCCAAACUAUCGCCUUCCUAGACCAAUAAUGCUAGCUGAUAUAGGAAUAAGUUGGGAAAGAGUUAAGCACGGUCAAAUCAAAAUAUCUCAUCAAUCUAUGAAGUCUUUAACUGUUCGUUUAAGCCACAUUAUUGGGGGUAGGGUUCGUAGACGGCCUGAUUACUGUCCUUGAGACUAUUGGUGAUUAUAUGGCUCAAAACCGUUGUCAAUAUUGCAAAUGCAUUCAAUAUUCCCACACCCAUUAAAUUCUCGUUUUUUUCAAGAUACUGUUCUUUCUCCCGUAAAUUUCUGUUCAUUUUAUAGUCCUUAUGCAUCUCUGUUUUCCACCCUUUCGUCUAGUUUAUGUGUUAUUAUGGAUUGUAGACACAUGAACUGCUACACUUCUGUACAAAGUUCUAUAUUGAAACUCAAUUAGUCAUUCGGUCAGUCAGUCACUCAGUCAGUUAAACUUCCCAAUUACAGCGUGCAUCUUUUAACCAAGACUAAUACCAUGUUUUUUUCUUUUCUUCAUUUUUUCUUCCACAGUUGGUGAGAAAAAGUCGACGGUAUCUACCACAUGUAGCAAGAUUUUGUCUUGUAUCAACAUUUAUUGAAGAUGGAUUUCGUCUAUUAACACAAUGGUCAGAUCAAGUAGAUUAUAUACAAUCUGUAUGGGGUAUUCCUGUAAUGUUUGCUGCAUUUUUUAUUCUACUAAAUAUCUGUACACAAUUUAUUGGAAGUUCACUUGUUUUGAGUCGUUAUCAUGUGAAAAUUGGUGUUGGAAUACUUAUGGCGACUGUAUUAUUUCAAACGAUAGGUUAUAAUAUCUGGACGCAUGUAUUCUUUAUGCGUAAUCUCUCAUUGAUUGGUAGUUUAUUACUACUGCUGGCUGAAGUGCAACAACAAAGUCGUAGCCUGUUAGCUGGCCUACCAUCAUCCGGUGAAAAUACUCAACGACAGUAUAUACUACUCGGUGGACGUAUAUUAAUUGUUUUAAUGUUUGUUACAUUAAUUCACUUGGGUAAUAGUCUAUUCUAUGUUAUACAGUCCAUCGGUAAUCUUAUCCUCAUUCUGCUAGUUGCUAUUGGUUAUAAGACAAAAUUAUGCGCUACAGUAUUGGUUCUUUGGUUAACUGGUAUGAAUUUCUAUUAUAAUCGUUUCUGGUCUGUGAGUAAUGAUAGUUUAAUGUGGGAUUUCUUAAAAUAUGAUUUCUUUCAAACAUGGUCAGUUAUCGGUGGUUUAGGCUUAGUUGUAGCCUAUGGGCCUGGUGGUGUCAGUGUAGAUGAUUAUAAAAAGAAAUGGUAAUAUCGAUGAAGGAAUUUCAGGGAGCUGUCGACAACAGUGAUGAUGAUGAUGUCAGUGAGAAGAUCCUGGUGAUAAGAUAAUCGUACACAAUCACUCACCUACAACAACAGUAUAACAUAUAUAUAUGUAUGCGUGUGUUUUGGGGGCGGGGGGAGAAAUAAUAUGUUGAAAAUCUUUUUCCUUUUUUUAUUUCUUCUAUUUUGGUCUCUUCCUCCCUUUCCUUUGUAUCUCGUCCGGUUGCCUCUCUAUUUCCAUAUCUUUUUUCCCUAUCAUGUUUUUCUUCUGUACUUCAUCACACUUACACACACACACACAUGCUUCGUCAUCAUGCUUUUCAUCAAUCAACUAGCCAAGCAAUCAGUGAUGUUUGCUGAUUACCCCACUCUUAGUAUUUUUCGUCCGUACGAAUGAGCUGUGCUCAUCUUUUUUUUCUGUAAUUGUUACUUCAUGCCUGUCAUUUUCUGUGUUUAUACUUGUCUUCUCAUCUGUCUCUUCCCCCCUCCCACAUAUAUAUAUAUACGCUAUGAUUCCUCUUUUUUUGUGUACAGUAUAUGCGUGUAUUUGUUAUGUCUUUUCCAUGCAGACAGGGAGAUCCUUUUUGGGCUGUUUCUGUAUGUAUUUAUAUUUGACAUUGUGUUAACAAAUUCUCGUUUUCUCUUCGUGUGUGUUCCAUUUCCCCCUUCUUUUUGCUCUUUUUACACCCACCUCCUCACAUUGUUUUCGGGUGUUAAUAUACAUAUACACUUGUCAAGGUCAACUUUUCUUUUGUGUUAUCUGUUAUUGGUUUAUGUAUGUACGUAGUGCGUGGGUGUACGUACACUCGUGUUCUUCUUCUUCUUCCUAUUGGUCCCUAAUUCCUUUGUGUCUGUCUAUCUAACUAUCUAUUUUCUCUCUCUCUCUCUCAAACGCACACUAUUCCACCUGCCACUGUAUGAAAUCAUACACAGUCAACCACUUUUCAUAGUUGAAAAAUACAAUCAUGCACACAGACACCUGUGUGUAUUGCUAC